Symbiodinium necroappetens is the source of this 345-nucleotide messenger RNA. The record is from the annotation of a GenBank genome assembly. Lineage: Eukaryota; Dinophyceae; Suessiales; Symbiodiniaceae.
AUGUGCGCAGAUGGUUACCGGGGCCAAGGCUGCACAAACUGCAGCGAUGAGCACGCCAUGGCGGACAGCAGUGUGUUCUCGUGCACUGCCUGCAGCAAAGACCGUCGAGUGCAGGCGGUGCAGUGGAUCACGUUCCUGUCUCAGCGCACCUUCCUUUUCGCAAUCGGAGCUCUGAGCGCCUUUGGAGCCAAGAAGGCUGGGGACCUGAAGCAAAGCAGCAUCUAUCUGAACCAGCUGAUGGCCUUUGCCACCAUCUCCAACACGACGCUUGCCGGCAUAUCAGGGCAUUUAUGGUCUUUUGCUUACCCUAAAGCCCUAAACCCUAAGCCCCAAAAACUGCCUUGA